AUGACCGGUGGUCCUGUCACUUGGACGCGGUACACACUCCGCACUGUGGUAUCGGUGCCGCUGUACAUUCAAGUACUGAUCACGAGUUUAGAGCUCGUUGUCUUUUUGGGAGCCGCCACAGGCGUGCUCGCGCAGACGCUCGCCCAGCUACCGUACUGGCUCAGUGCGAGCACCGCUGGACUCUCUAUCGGACUAGACCUUGCAGCAAGACUCUACGAUCGUGUUUGGUACCUUAUUACAGAGGCCAGGCGGCAGGGUCGGCAGUCCAUGCAACUGAGCCACAACAUGCUCUCGUACGUGCACCUCUUCUGGCGCGCACUUGCGACCGUUCGCGCCUGGCAGCGCAGGUUCUGGCUGCCAAGUUACUGGAGCGCCAAGCGUUCCCGAAACGAAGCACUCAUGGCGAGUGCAUGGCGGCGGUACUGGCAGCCACGGGAGGCCGGCGCAACUGGAGGCGGCGGCGGCGGCUCGCUUGUGCGCUUGCCGCGGUACACGCGGGUCCCGCUCGGCAGUGGCAACCAGGCCAGCGUGCUCUAUCUCGAGCUAAACUCGCCGGUCGCUCUGUCCAAAGCGCGGCAUUCCAAGGUAUCUCGCUGA
Cyanidioschyzon merolae strain 10D is the source of this 597-nucleotide messenger RNA. RefSeq lists its product as hypothetical. Lineage: Eukaryota; Rhodophyta; Bangiophyceae; Cyanidiales; Cyanidiaceae. Bases 1 to 597 code for a protein of 198 amino acids. The record is from RefSeq and is a predicted model, not a curated record. The transcript has a single exon.